AUGGCCCGAAAUGUUGAACGCGCAAAACGUAUUGCACAAUCACCACGUAAACGAGGUUAUUCUGGUCGCCCAGCAAUACUCAUCUCUGAACACGAACAAGAGAACAUUCGCCUCAGUGAUGUUCCAGAUCUGUCUCUAAGAUGGAUCGCAUCGGUGGACGCUCUCUUAGCUACUGCGUACCUCGAACAUACGCGCAAAGUUGAACAAACCUUCAAAGAAUCCGAUCAGUUCAGUGAGCAAAUCGAAGAAGACAUCGUAGAUGAUCAUGAAAACGUGGCAUCUGAGAUUGAAGAAACCACUGAUCCAAAUUGA
This is a messenger RNA of Didymodactylos carnosus, 312 nucleotides long. NCBI's taxonomy places the organism in Eukaryota, Metazoa, Rotifera, Eurotatoria, Philodinida, Philodinidae. The record is from the annotation of a GenBank genome assembly.